AUGAAUGAAGUGAAUAAAUUCUACGAUAAAUUUGGUGAUUCCUAUUUCGAAUUGAUUGAUGAAUUUGCUCUCAAAGAUAUAUGCGAUAAUAUGAAAAUUAAUGAACCUAUUAAUCAAGAUGAUUUACUAUCUUUAGAGGAUGAGUUGUUAUACUAGUUACAAAAAUUGUGGAUAUUUUAGCAUAAGAAUUUCUACCCUUAUUGUUUAAGUCACUAAAUAUCUGAUAUAGAAUUGGAAACUUUUAAAGCUAGAGUAGUAGCAAGAGGAGGUUCAUUUGUUAGCAGCAUUAACGACGAGAAAUUAGAUUUCAUAAUCUUAUUUAAAGAUUAGACUUUCAUUCAGAACGAGAGACUGAAGUAGUUUUUUAAUGAUAAACCAUAUACCAAAACAACUACCUAUACUUAAAUGAUGCAAUUGAUGGAGGAAUAACAGUAAAAAAUAUUACCAUCUUGA
This is a messenger RNA of Paramecium tetraurelia, 453 nucleotides long. RefSeq lists its product as uncharacterized. The record is from RefSeq and is a predicted model, not a curated record. The transcript has a single exon. Lineage: Eukaryota; Ciliophora; Oligohymenophorea; Peniculida; Parameciidae. Gene Ontology annotation, molecular function: DNA ligase (ATP) activity.